Molecule: messenger RNA, 1432 nt
Organism: Daucus carota subsp. sativus
Lineage: Eukaryota; Viridiplantae; Streptophyta; Magnoliopsida; Apiales; Apiaceae
Product: trihelix transcription factor GTL1
Exons: 2
Coding region: 138-1142 (334 amino acids)
Source: RefSeq, a predicted model, not a curated record
UAAAACUUGAAACAUGGGAAGAUUAGGUUUUUAACCCCGUCGCCCUUUUACUCGCCGCCUACGUUUUACUGUCCCAAAAUCAAAAUUCUCUGCCGCUUCCCAGUUUAUAAUCAUAUACUAGUCUCUACACAUACAAAAUGUCUUCUCCGGUGGAGCAUGAAAGCUGCAGCAACACCACCAUCUUCCAACCAGACAGUUGCUUAACCCCCUUCCCCCAAGCUCCCUAUCCACUCUUCUCGCAGCCUCAGAAGCUCCGGCCCAUUCGCCGGACCUCCGACGAUAUGACUCAGCAGCCUUGCUUGGUCAACGAGGCCAGGUGUGAUACGGCGUCGUUUGUUUCCAAGGCGUUUCAGGAUUAUAAGGCGCAAUCGGAUGCUCAGCUUCUCGAUUUCAUUUCUCAGGCGACUUCUUUCGAUGCUCAGUUCAGCUCCUCUUCGGAUGAUGAUAGUGAGUCAUCAGAAGCAGUGAAAGAAUCGACAAACCGAAAGAGGAAAAGAAAAAGAAACUCUCUAGAGUUGCUUAUGGAGAAUAUUAUGAGGAAAGUCAUGUACAAUCAAGAGCGGAUGCAUAGACAGUUGUUGGAUAUUUUAGAGAAGAAUGAAGAGGCGAGACUCAUUAGGGAAGAAGCUUGGAAACAGCAGGAGAUUGAAAGGGCCCAAAGGGACGAGGAGUUACGAAGAGAGGAGGUAUCUCGCAGCCUGGCUCUCAUAUCCUAUGUACAAGAUUUGCUGGGCCAUGAAAUUCAAAUUCCAAAAUCUUGUGAAGUCUCAUGCGCUGAGAAAAACGAGCAAGAAUUUAGCAAUCUUGGCAAUUGUGAUACUGAUCCUAAUAAUAAGGGAUGGCGCAAAUCUGAAGUACAAUCCCUUAUAACUGUUCGAGCUGCUUUGGAUCAUAAGUUCCUGAAUGGUCACAAAGGCUCUCUAUGGGAAUUGGUAGCAGCCAGAUUAUUCAGGAUGGGGUACAACCGCACUGCAAAGAAGUGGAAAGAAAAAUGGGAGAGUAUCAAUAAUAACUACAGGAAGACAUUGGAGUGUGAAAAGAGCUGUUCUGGUUAUUCAAAAUCAUGCCCCUAUUUUCAAGAACUUGAUAUCUUAUAUAAAAGCGGACUAAUAACAUUAGUAAAUGCAACCGGCAAUAUUUAGAUUGAAAUUGAGGACGGCUGUAGAAGUAGCAUACAUGUUUAGCCGAGGUAUUCACUGUCAUUCAAAGUACCUUCAAAAUGAAAAUUUUCUCUGUACUUUGAUUGUCAUUUUUUAUUUCGUGUACUCUCUCCGGUUGUUCCAGAUUGUAGUCCUGAAUCUAUGAAGCUGGCCUCUAUUUAAGUCUUCCUUGAAAGUGAAGUAAUCUAUCUGGGAUGUCAUUAAGUAUUAUAACUUGUUACUGUUUUGUAUUUAGAUUGUACUUUUUAAGUGACUAUUUUGCUCCUGGAUUC